AUGAUUAAAUCCUUGUUGGCGACCUUUGUGUCGCUCGCUGCUUUCAGCACAAUUGUUGAAGCGCAGCUUCCAGAGUACACCGGCGAACUCUUGCUUCGUCCCUCCAUCAACGACAACAAAUGCUUGACCGCCUCCGCGUUGCACGACGGCGCGCCCGUCGUCAUCUCCACCUGCACUGGCGCCGCCUCCCAGAAGUGGGUGUUCACGGGCAACAACGGUCUCGUCCAAACGGCCAACAACAUGUGCUUGGACGUUACCGACGGCGUCAAUGCUGACGGAACCAAACUGCAAGUCUGGACAUGCUCUCCUGGCAACCCCAACCAGAACUGGUGGUACGACAAGUGGAGCAACACGUUGUCCUGGACGGAUAGGUGGAGAUGUUUGGACGUUACGGAUGGGAUUCAGGAUGAUGGUAAUCAGGUCCAAGUUUGGGGUUGCUGGGAUAAGAAUCCUAACCAGAUUUGGAGCACUGGGUAUAUGCCCAACGCGCUCCCGUAUCAAUCGCAGAAUGGGCAAUAUGGGACUAAUCAGUGUGGAGGCGGUAAUGACCAGAACUCCAAUUGUCAAACUUCUUGGAUCAAUUCCGCCACUGAUUUCUGCUUGUGGGGACCUCCUUGGCAUGGACCUGUUGGAAACACUGAGCGCGUCGCAGUCGCGUAUUGCACCAAGAAUGGACGUGGAACGAGGUCCAUUCCUGAUGGUACUCUUACUGGUGUUCAUUUCGUUAGGACGCCCGAGUACGUUCAGAUCACUGGUACCGGUGACUUUACCAACUUGAACAUCCCUGCUGGUGAUGAUGGAGGAGAACUUGAUAACAAGGGUGCAGAUGGCAAGGGUAAUCCUAUCGGCGGUCUCCUCUUCGGCAACACCUUCGUCAACGGCCUGCAAUACAACGAAUGGACGCAAUUCAUCUCCGACCGCGAAUUCUGCAUCCGCGCCUGCAUCGGCCCACGGGCCAAACAGCUCUGCAACCACAUCUACGAUGUGAUGGGCUGCUGGUGGAACAUGCCCGCCAAUUACAACAGCGGGGUGUUUGAGGAGUGCGAGGGGGAUCCUGCUACGCCUAUGGGUGUCUAUGAUGGCACGUCGACGUGGUACCAGGGCGUGAGUCCGACGCCGCCCCCGCAUCCGGCGCCUGCGAGUAGCAAUUGUGUGACGUUGCCUACUGUUGGUGUUAGUGAUAUGUUGAGGAGGAGGGGGGUGGACUCGGUUGGUGGGUUUGAGACGAGGAAGGUACCGGAGUUCCCGGGUGCUACGCCUGCUCCUGUGGCUCGUUAA
Messenger RNA from Coprinopsis cinerea okayama7#130, 1278 nucleotides. RefSeq names its product macrofage activating glycoprotein. The record is from RefSeq and is a predicted model, not a curated record. Lineage: Eukaryota; Fungi; Basidiomycota; Agaricomycetes; Agaricales; Psathyrellaceae. The coding region runs from base 1 to 1278 and encodes 425 amino acids. The transcript has 5 exons.